Beta vulgaris subsp. vulgaris (sugar beet) is the source of this 366-nucleotide messenger RNA. RefSeq lists its product as uncharacterized. Lineage: Eukaryota; Viridiplantae; Streptophyta; Magnoliopsida; Caryophyllales; Amaranthaceae. Bases 1 to 366 code for a protein of 121 amino acids. The transcript is spliced from 3 exons. The record is from RefSeq and is a predicted model, not a curated record.
AUGGGUGAAAAUGUUACUCGAACCUUCAGAGACUACGCACAACCAUCUCAUGAUAACGUGCCGACUGGGGUACGGAUGCCCACUAUUGCUGCUACAAAUUUUGAGAUCAAGUCUCAUGUUCUCAAUAUGGUUUUGAAUAAUCAGUUCGCUGGGUUACCAUCGGAAGACCCAAAUCAGCACCUGCAUAGAUUUUUACAAUGUUGUGCUACUCAGAAGCAAGCUGGUGAUGAUAGUAUUCGGACUACUGAAGUGGAUGCUUGGGAAGCAGCUUUUACCUGUGUCGAGCUUGACGGUAUUACCACUCACGAGGAUGAACGGAUCAAGCAAGCUCUGACUACUGCUCCUAUCAUCCGAUCUCCAGAUUAG